Amblyraja radiata (thorny skate) is the source of this 735-nucleotide messenger RNA. RefSeq names its product zinc finger protein 239-like. Gene Ontology annotation, biological process: regulation of transcription by RNA polymerase II. Gene Ontology annotation, cellular component: nucleus. Lineage: Eukaryota; Metazoa; Chordata; Chondrichthyes; Rajiformes; Rajidae. Gene Ontology annotation, molecular function: DNA-binding transcription factor activity, RNA polymerase II-specific. The record is from RefSeq and is a predicted model, not a curated record. The annotation marks the transcript as partial. The transcript has 2 exons.
AUGACGUCGCUGCCCCGAACGCCCUUUGCCCCGCUGUCUGCGGGGCGGCCUCCGCCCGGAAACGACGCAUCUGUCGCGGCCAAGAUGGAGCCGAUCCGCUUCAAGUCGCCCAAGGAUCUGAAGGAGCAUAGCCGCGUGCACACCGGGGAACGCCCCUACACAUGCAGCGACUGCGGCAAGGGCUUCACCAAGUCUAGUAACCUGCUGGUGCACCAGCACACCCACACCAGCGAGCGCCCCAACACAUGUGCCCAGUGCGGCAAGGACUUCACCCAAUCCGGCAACCUGGUGCUGCAUCAGCGCACCCAUACCGGCGAGCACCCCUUCACCUGCGCACAGUGCGGCAAAGGCUUCACCCACUCCAGCAACUUGCUGAGGCACAAGCGCACCCACACCGGGGAGCGCCCCUUCACCUGCGCCCAGUGCGGCAAGGGCUUCACCCACUCCAGCAACUUGCUGAGGCACCAGCGCACCCACACCGGGGAGCGCCCCUUCACUUGCGCCCAGUGCGGCAAGGGCUUCACCCGCUCAGACCGCCUGCUGGAUCACCAGCGCACCCACACUGGCGAGCGUCCCUUCACCUGCGCCCAGUGCGGCAAGAGCUUCACCCAGUCCAGGAGCCUGCAGCAGCACCAGCGCACCCACACCAGCGAGCGCCCCUACACCUGCGCCCAGUGCGGCAAGGGCUUCACCCGCUCCACCUAUCUGAUGUCCCACCAGCGGGUGCACGCCGGC